Cottoperca gobio is the source of this 1669-nucleotide messenger RNA. RefSeq names its product complement factor H-like. Lineage: Eukaryota; Metazoa; Chordata; Actinopteri; Perciformes; Bovichtidae. The transcript has 9 exons. The record is from RefSeq and is a predicted model, not a curated record. Bases 65 to 1525 code for a protein of 486 amino acids.
GUGUUAUAGUGUUUCAGUCUCCAGUUUCUACUUCUGUUAGGCGGUUCAGGGUAACGAAGAUAAAAUGCACAUACUAACCCAAAGCUGUGUCCUAUUUGUGUGGAUGCAUACACUGACCUUUGUGAAAAGUCAAGACUGCACACGCAAACAGUUUGUGGAUAGCCCCCUGUUUGAUGACAGUUUUGACACAAGUGAUCUGGAGGCCAGCUACAGUGCUGGAAAACAAGUGAGAGUGAGCUGCAGAGUUGGCUUCAGUGGCUUCAUCCAACUCAUCUGUAUCGAGGGACAAUGGCUGUCUAGAGGCACUAAAUGUCAACCCAUAUCAUGUGGUCAUCCCAGCAAGGCCCAGUUUGCAGAUUUUCGUCUGGAAAAGGGAGAGGAUUUUGUCUUUGGAUCACAAGUAGUAUACACCUGCCACAAAGGGUAUCAAAUGGUCAGUCGCACAAACUUCCGGCGUUGCAUGACUGAAGGCUGGAAUGGUACGGUUCCUGUCUGUGAAGCCAAGCAGUGUCCAGUGAUUCAUUUGGACAGUAAAGUCCACGUGAAUGGGGACCCAGACGAGGCAACCUAUGGCAAUGUAGUUCGAUUCAGCUGCAAAUCCAACUCUGAAAUGCUGGAUGGGUCAGCAGAGAUAUAUUGUGAUGAAAACGGAGAGUGGAUCGGCAAAGUUCCAACAUGCAAAGCUAUAACAUGUGCAGUACCUGCGAUUGAAAAUGGUUACGUGACUGAAGAUAUCCAAGAGUACAAAGAACGUGAAGUCCUGCAUUUUGAGUGUGAUCCUAAUUAUAGACGCGGUGAAGACAGACCAUCACAAUGCACUAAACUGGGAGUACAAGCAGAAUGGAGCCCCACACCUGUGUGUGAACCAAUAACAUGUAAACUACAACUGCCGCCACUGGAAGGAACCAGGUAUGAACCUAUUUUCAGAAAUGUGUUUUUACCUGGUGACCUACUGACAGUCAAUUGUGGAGAGAAGUACUGGAUUUCUAACCCUCAAAACACCUCAGCUGUAACUACAUGCAAAGAUAAUGGAGAGUGGACCAUCAGACCGAUAUGCAAAGAGGUUAUAUGCAGCAAUCAAAGAGACCGACAUGUGUAUUCAUGGAAUGUCAAUUGGAGGCAACGAAUAACAUUGGGUGAGACUACACCUUAUAGGUGUACAACAGGCUACAUGGAAAGCGCCACCGAGGCCACAUGCACCAGAGAUGGGUGGAAACCAAAUCCACUUUGUCAAGAAAUAACAUGCGACAGACGUGAUUUUGAGACUGCAGAUGUUGUCAGGAAUAACAAGCAGAAAUACAGAUACAAUGAAGAGGUCGAUUAUGUCUGCAAGGAAGGUUAUCGAGGAAGGUUUACUCUAACCUGUAAGGAUAGAGGUUGGACCGGGAAUUCACAAUGUAGCGGUAAGUAUGUACGUACUUACUGUAUGCAUGUAUGUAUGUAUAUUAUUACACAGAAUGUCACUAGUACAAAUUUAAAACUGACAUUUAUAUCCGUUUUAAAUGCACAAGUUGAAACUCAUUAAUAUAAAUUUGUCGUGUUUGAAUGUUUGUGUCGUUUUGAUUUUCAGAAAUGACAUGAGACUGACGUGAUUUUCAGAAUGCUGAUGUUGUCCGGAAUAACAAGCAGCAAUACAGCUACAAUGACCAAGUCAUAUAUACCUGCAAGG